Molecule: messenger RNA, 2664 nt
Organism: Sciurus carolinensis (gray squirrel)
Lineage: Eukaryota; Metazoa; Chordata; Mammalia; Rodentia; Sciuridae
Gene: Tmc2
Product: transmembrane channel like 2
Exons: 19
Coding region: 1-2664 (887 amino acids)
Biological process (GO): detection of mechanical stimulus involved in sensory perception of sound; vestibular reflex
Cellular component (GO): plasma membrane
Molecular function (GO): mechanosensitive monoatomic ion channel activity
Source: RefSeq, a predicted model, not a curated record
AUGAGGAAACUGAGGUACAGAAAAGGUGACACGUCGGGGAGGAGAUCGGCGAGGAAGCCGGCUCCCAAAGCCGAGGGUCCACCCGGCAGGCGAGGAGCCCAGCCUGGCCAGAAGGAGCCGCCCCGGGGUGAACCAAGACCCGGGUCUCCCCGGAGGAAGCCGACCGAACGCACGGGCCGCCGCGGGGAGCUGCGGGGACAAGAGCGGAGCGCCGCAGAGAGGACGAGCGAGCGGAGGAGGAAGGGGGACGACAGGGCCUCCUUCAAGGAGCAGAGGGCACCCCCAAAGAAGGAAAAGGAAGCUCUGAGGAAGGAGGAGACGUGGAAGAGGCCGAGGAAACCCAGGUCAUCUUCCUUGGCCUCUGGUGACUCUGGUGGGGAGUCCCUGUCUGAGGAAGAACUGGCCCGCAUCCUGGAGCAGGUAGAAGAAAAAAAGAAGCUCAUUGCCACCAUGAGGAAUAAGCCCUGGCCCAUGGCAAAGAAGCUGACCGAGCUCAGGGAUGCCCAAGCCUUUGUGGAGAAGUACGAAGGAGCCUUGGGAAAGGGGAAGGGCCAGCGACUCUACGCCUACAGGAUGCUGAUGGCCAAGAAAUGGAUCAAGUUUAAGAGAGAUUUUGAUAAUUUCAAGACUCAGUGUAUUCCCUGGGAAAUGAAGAUCAAGGAUAUUGAAAGUCACUUUGGCUCUUCGGUGGCUUCGUAUUUCAUCUUCCUCCGGUGGAUGUACGGAGUUAACCUUGUCCUUUUUGGCUUAAUAUUUGGCCUAGUCAUAAUCCCAGAGGUGCUGAUGGGUAUGCCCUAUGGAAGUAUUCCCAGAAAGACUGUGCCUCGGGCUGAGGAAGAAAAAGCCAUGGACUUUUCUGUCCUUUGGGAUUUUGAGGGCUACAUCAAGUAUUCCGCUCUCUUCUAUGGCUACUACAACAACCAGAGGACCAUUGGGUGGCUGAGGUACAGGCUGCCCAUGGCUUACUUUAUGGUGGGGGUCAGCGUGUUUGGCUACAGCCUGAUGAUUGUCAUUAGAUCGAUGGCCAGCAAUACCCAGGGGAGCACAAGCGAGGGGGAGAAUGACAACUUCACAUUCAGCUUCAAGAUGUUCACCAGCUGGGACUACCUGAUUGGGAAUUCAGAGACGGCCGACAACAAGUAUGCGUCCAUCACCACCAGCUUCAAGGAAUCAAUAGUGGAUGAACAAGAGAGUAACAAAGAAGAAAAUAUCCAUUUGACAAGAUUUCUUCGUGUCCUGGCUAACUUUCUCAUCAUUUGCUGUUUGUGUGGAAGUGGGUAUCUCAUUUACUUUGUGGUGAAACGAUCCCAGGAAUUCUCCAAAAUGCAGAAUGUCAGCUGGUAUGAAAGGAAUGAGGUCGAGAUUGUGAUGUCCUUGCUUGGGAUGUUUUGUCCCCCUCUAUUUGAAACCAUCGCUGCCCUGGAGAAUUACCACCCACGCAUUGGACUGAAGUGGCAGCUGGGACGCAUCUUUGCACUCUUCCUGGGAAACCUCUACACAUUUCUCUUGGCCCUGAUGGAUGACGUCCACCUCAAGCUUUCUAAUGAAGAGACAGUAAAGAACAUCACUCAUUGGACUCUGUUUAACUACUACAAUUCCUCAGGUUGGAACGACAGUGUCCCCCGGCCACCCCUGCACCCUGCAGAUGUGCCUCGGGGUUCUUGCUGGGAGACAGCUGUGGGCAUUGAAUUCAUGAGGCUGACAGUGUCCGACAUGCUGGUAACAUACAUCACCAUCCUGCUGGGGGACUUCCUACGGGCUUGUUUUGUCCGGUUCAUGAAUUACUGCUGGUGCUGGGACCUGGAGGCUGGAUUUCCCUCAUAUGCUGAGUUUGAUAUUAGUGGAAAUGUACUGGGUUUGAUCUUCAACCAAGGAAUGAUCUGGAUGGGCUCCUUCUAUGCACCGGGACUGGUGGGCAUUAAUGUCCUGCGGCUGCUGACCUCCAUGUACUUCCAGUGCUGGGCAGUGAUGAGCAGCAAUGUCCCCCAUGAACGUGUGUUCAAAGCCUCCCGAUCCAACAACUUCUACAUGGGCCUGCUGCUGCUGGUGCUCUUCCUCAGCCUCCUGCCCGUGGCCUACACCAUCAUGUCCCUCCCGCCCUCCUUUGACUGUGGCCCAUUCAGCGGGAAAAACAGAAUGUAUGACGUCCUCCAAGAGACCAUUGAAAAUGAUUUCCCGACCUUCCUGGGCAAGAUCUUUGCUUUCCUCGCCAAUCCAGGACUGAUCAUUCCAGCCAUCUUGCUGAUGUUCCUGGCUAUCUACUACCUAAACUCGGUUUCCAAAAGCCUUUCCCGAGCUAAUGCCCAGCUGAGGAAGAAAAUUCAAGCGCUCCGUGAAGUUGAGAAGAGCCACAAAUCGGUCAAAGGCAAAGCCACAGCCAGAGAUUCAGAGGACGCACCUAAAAGCAACUCCAAGAAUGCCACCCAGCUGCAGCUCACCAAGGAAGAGACCACACCUCACUCUGCCAGCCAAAGCCAGACCCUGGACAAGAAGGCGCAGGGCCCCGUGACCUCCAGUUCUGCCAGCAAUACCCUGCUGCCUGCCCCCCGGCACCUCCCUGGAUCUCGGCCCCCAGGAAGCAGACCAGACUCUGGUCAACCCCAGUCUCAGACUCAUCCCUGGAGGUCAGCCUCUGGAAAAAGUGCUCAGAGACCUUCCCACUGA